Molecule: messenger RNA, 1633 nt
Organism: Micromonas commoda
Lineage: Eukaryota; Viridiplantae; Chlorophyta; Mamiellophyceae; Mamiellales; Mamiellaceae
Exons: 2
Coding region: 1-1533 (510 amino acids)
Biological process (GO): L-cysteine biosynthetic process
Cellular component (GO): cytoplasm
Molecular function (GO): threonine synthase activity
Source: RefSeq, a predicted model, not a curated record
AUGGCUGCUUUCGCCCCCAAUUCGGCCCUUGUCUUCAGCGGCCGUGGUGCCACUGGCGCUCGCUCCCUGAGCUCCAGGUCCAUCGCCAAGCCCGUGGCUAUUAACGAUCAGUCCCGCGCCCGCAAGGUCAAUGUUGGCGUUCGUGCCGCAACUGGGAGCAUCCGCGAGCAGGCCGGCCGUCGUGCUCCUCUCGAGAAGAGCACACUUUUCAACUGCAAGUACGUGCCCUUUUCUGGCGAUCAGAACGAGGAGUACUCCAUCGACGACGUCAUCUACCGGAGCAAGAACGGCGGUCUCCUCGAUGUCCAGCACGACAUGGAGGCCCUUGCCAUCUACCCUCCUGAGUACUGGAAGGCUCUCUUUGACGAGCGCGUCGGCAAGACCGUCUGGCCUUACGGCUCCGGCGUGUGGAGCAAGAAGGAGUGGGUCCUCCCCGGAAUUUCGGACGACGACAUCGUCUCCAUGUUCGAGGGCAACUCCAACCUCUUCUGGGCCGACCGCUACGGCCGCGAGGUGCUCGGCAUGAAUGACCUGUGGGUGAAGCAGUGCGGCAACAGCCACACCGGCUCUUUCAAGGAUCUCGGUAUGACCGCGCUCGUGUCCCAGGUGAACAGGAUGAGGAAACAGGGUAAGCCGCUAGCGGCCGUCGGAUGCGCGUCCACUGGUGACACCUCCGCCGCCCUUUCCGCGUACGCGGCGGCUGCGGGCAUCCCAUCCAUCGUGUUCCUCCCCGCAGACAAGAUCUCCCUGGCGCAGCUCGUGCAGCCCAUUGCUAACGGAUCCCUCGUGCUGUCCAUUGACACCGACUUCGACGGCUGCAUGCGCCUUAUUCGCGAGGUGACCGCGGAGCUCCCCAUCUACCUGGCUAACUCCCUGAACUCCCUCCGCCUUGAGGGACAGAAGACCGCCGCAAUCGAGAUCCUCCAGCAGUUUGACUGGCAGGUUCCCGACUACGUCAUCAUCCCCGGUGGAAACCUUGGAAAUGUUUACGCUUUCUUCAAGGGAUUCAAAAUGUGCAAGGACCUCGGGCUUGUGGACAAGCUUCCCAGGAUGGUGGUGGCACAGGCGCACAACGCAAACCCCCUGUACCGCGCGUACAAGACCGGGUUCGAGAAGUUCGAGGCGAUCAAGGCUGAGCCCACCUUUGCCUCCGCCAUCCAGAUUGGCGAUCCUGUGUCCAUCGACCGCGCCGUCUACGCGCUGAAGGAGACGAACGGAAUCGUGGAGGAGGCGACCGAGGAGGAGCUUAUGGACGCCGCUGCUGAGGCUGACCUCACGGGCAUGUUCAACUGCCCCCACACUGGUGUUGCCCUGGCGGCGCUCAAGAAGCUCAGGGAGGCUCAGACUAUCGGCCCCAGCGAUAAGGUCGUGGUGGUGAGCACCGCGCACGGUCUGAAGUUCGCGCAGAGUAAGGUCGCUUACCACGCUGGUGAGAUUGAAGGUAUCGUUGGCAAGUUCGCCAACCCUCCGGUGGAGGUGAAGGAGGAUUUCGGCUUGGUCAUGGAUGUCCUCAAGGAGCGCCUAGUUCAGUAAUUGUUCGGAUGCGUGGUGUCGAUUUGUCGUGAGCAAAUGCUCGCAUGUACAGCCUUGAUCCCUAGAAGAACAAUUAGAAAAACUAAUACGUCUUUGGUUC